This is a messenger RNA of Cutaneotrichosporon oleaginosum, 522 nucleotides long. RefSeq lists its product as uncharacterized. The record is from RefSeq and is a predicted model, not a curated record. Gene Ontology annotation, molecular function: acyltransferase activity, transferring groups other than amino-acyl groups. NCBI's taxonomy places the organism in Eukaryota, Fungi, Basidiomycota, Tremellomycetes, Trichosporonales, Trichosporonaceae.
ACCACCAACAUGGACGCGCCACGCCCCCUCGCGCCCGCGGACGUCGCGCCCCUCCUGGCGCUGAACAACGAGCACGCGCAAGCGCUGUCGUGGCAAGAGCCGGGGCAGUUCGACACGCUGCUCGGCACAGCGUUCCACACGCGCACCAUCGGGCCGGAGGGUGCGCCGGCGGCGCUCCUCGUUGCGUUCGACCAGUCGGCAGCAUACGACAACGACAACUUCCGCUGGCUCAAGGCGCGAUUCUCCACGUUCGUGUACAUCGACCGCGUAGUAGUUGCCGCUUCUGCGGCAGGGAAGGGGUAUGCGCGGGCGCUGUAUGAUGAGCUGGGCGAGACGGCGGCCGCGGCGGGACAACAGCGCCUGGUGUGUGAGAUCAACGUCGACCCGCCGAAUCCGGGGAGUGUUGCGUUCCAUUCUAAAAUGGGAUUCCGGGAGGUCGGGAGGGCGAGGUUGGACAACGGCAAGACGGUCGCGUACUUUGAGUGUCCGUUGUAGCGUCCGAGGUGAAGGAUGCAUAUGCCC